This is a messenger RNA of Pongo pygmaeus (Bornean orangutan), 2731 nucleotides long. Its product is annotated as neurofibromin-like. The record is from RefSeq and is a predicted model, not a curated record. NCBI's taxonomy places the organism in Eukaryota, Metazoa, Chordata, Mammalia, Primates, Hominidae. Bases 679 to 1047 code for a protein of 122 amino acids. The transcript has 5 exons.
AAGUUAUUUCUGGACAGUCUACGAAAAGCUCUUGCUGGCCAUGGAGGAAGUAGGCAGCUGACAGAAAGUGCUGCAAUUGCCUGUGUCAAACUGUGUAAAGCAAGUACUUACAUCAAUUGGGAAGAUAACUCUGUCAUUUUCCUACUUGUUCAGUCCAUGGUGGUUGAUCUUAAGUAACAUGCUUAUUCUUUCUCUACUACAAACUUUAAGAAAGUUAAAUGAAUUUUCUAGCAUAAGUAUUAUGUCAAAGAUAAUUGCUAACAUUAAAGUUCUGAUUCUUUGUUGAUAAGUUCAUAGGACUUGCUUUUGUUGUUACUGUGUUCAUCAGCCUAAAUGGACUGAGAAUAUGAAGAAAACACCAUUUUCUUAAAUAAGCAUAAAUAUACAGACUUGGGUUUAAAAUAAUGUGGCAAUUAGGGCCUGAAAGGAACCUAUAUAUGGUAUAGGAAGAAUUGUAUCAGACUGAUGAACCACAGUAUGGGUGCUUUGUGCUUCUUCUGGCAGCUGAAUUUUACUGCCAUCUGUGUGGGUAAUGUGUUGAUGUUAUUACAUGUUAGUAAAGAAAUACUGCAUGGGUAUUUAAAGGCCUUUGUUUUCUGUUGGGGUUUUUAUAGAACCUGCUUUUUAAUCCAAGUAAGCCAUUCUCAAGAGGCAGUCAGCCUGCUGAUGUGGAUCUAAAUGAUUGACUGCCUUGUUUCUUGCUUUCGUAUAAGCCCUCACAACAACCAACACUUUAAGAUCUGCCUGGCUCAGAAUUCACCUUCUACAUUUCACUAUGUGCUGGUAAAUUCACUCCAUCAAAUCAUCACCAAUUUGGCAUUGGAUUGGUGGCCUAAGAUUGAUGCUGUGUAUUAUCACUCGGUUGAACUUCGAAAUAUGUUUGGUGAAACACUUCAUAAAGCAGUGCAAGGUUGUGGAGCACACCCAGCAAUACGAAUGGCACCGAUGCCAACCAGUCACUGUUUUGCAUGGCAGUGGGCUUCUGUGGCUGAUUGCUUGGGAGUCUGUGGACACCUGGUUAAGGAUUCCUGUGGAGAGAUAAGUUAACCCAAGGGUUCCAGGAGAUGCAGAUCAAAGACCUCCACACAAGAAAGAGGCCAAACAGUUAGAGCCCAGGACCUGCUGUCAGACCUCCCCAGAUUCAGAUUCUUAUGCCUGCCCCUUAUAAGCUGUAUGACCUCGGACAAGUUCCUUAUUUACUCAGAGCCUGAGUGUCCUCGCCCAUAAAAUGGGCCCAACAAUGACCACCUCCAAGAAAGAUCAUGAUGCUGAAAUGACUCAGAACAAUGCCUGGCGUGGAAGAGCUGCUGGGAAAAUAAUAACUACUAUUUCUAUAUCAGUUAUGCCAGUUCUUUUUGACCGAAGAAACUCCAGCGCUUUUAAUACAAUCAAACUGGGUUAUUGGUGACUUACAGAGGAGACUCUAGGCAGGUAACUAUUGAACUUUGAAAACUGUAACAUGGACACAGAGUAGAGAGCCCAUUUACCUCAACUGGAUUCUUCUCAGUGGACUUAUCAGAAAAACACUUUGAUGAGCGCGCUUAGCGCUUAACAGCUUGAGAGCAGCUCAAACAUGUGCCAGAGGCUUGCUGAGGAGUCCCGCCCUCCAGAUUCUGCAAAUAGAUACACUGGGUGAGCCUGUAGCCCAAUUUGCCCAGGACUGUCCUGGUUAAUGCUUGCAUUCCCCUUGUGAUUAUUAAUAGUAUCUGUUGUAUCCAUACGAGCGUCCCAGUUUAGAUGAUCCUAUAGAUGGUUACUGUUGAUAAGGACCACGGCUGCCUUCUCCCUUAGCUGCCGAGCUCUUUAUAGGAUAUUGUUUCUCCUUGGCAGAAUUCAGAAAGUAAGUUUGGACCCCCUGGAAUUCUGGUCCUUUUCUUCCAGGUUUCAGGCACCGUUAUUGCAUAUGAGCUUUGAAGUCCAAAGUAACCUCAGAUAUCCCGGUUUCUUUGACUUUGGAUUUUAAGUGGGAGGGGAGUUAUGGAAGGGGUGAUUAUAUAUCAGUUCACUUAAUCCUUAUAUUUAUAUAUUAAUAGCCCAGGCUUGGUGGCUCACACUUGUAACCACAGGACUUUGGGAGGCUGAGGCAGAAGGAUCGCUGAGCUCAGGAGAUUGAGAUCAGCCUGGGCAACAUAGUAAGAUCCCCAUGUCUACCAAAAAUUUAAAAAAUUUAGCCAGUGUGGGGGCGCACAUGUGUAGUCCCAGCUACUCAGGAGGCUGAGUUGGGAGAAUCACUUGCGUCCGGGAGGUUGAGGCUCAAUGAGCCAUAAUCACGCCACUGCCACUACACUCCAGCCUGGGCGACAGAGUGAGAACCUGUCUCAAAAAUAAAAAUAUUAUCAUACCUAAUAAUAACACUCUGGGGGUAAACAUCAUUAUUCCCAUUGAUGCAUGAGAAGAGUAAGGCCCAGAGGGAAAAAAUAACCUGUCCAGAGCCUCACAAAUGGUAAACAAUAGAGUCUGGACUUGAUUCCAGAUCACUUGACCAACUGCCCUGAUUUGCAGAUCCUCUGAGCUCGACCAAAGAAAUGAGCACAUAAAAAAUCUCUCUGUGCCUGCAAGUGCGACAUUCUCAACCCUGUCUUUAAUACAACUGCCACAUCCCAGCGUUCCAUGACAGACGGUGGAGCGCGCCUAAGCCACCUUGCUUGCCAUAGGGUUUGGCUCCAUGACCUUGAUGUGAGUUCAUAGAUUUGUUUGCAGUUGUGAAAAUUAAAUGAGAGAGCGAGAUUUC